This is a messenger RNA of Neodiprion virginianus, 1786 nucleotides long. Its product is annotated as major royal jelly protein 1-like. The coding region runs from base 165 to 1466 and encodes 433 amino acids. The record is from RefSeq and is a predicted model, not a curated record. NCBI's taxonomy places the organism in Eukaryota, Metazoa, Arthropoda, Insecta, Hymenoptera, Diprionidae. Gene Ontology annotation, cellular component: extracellular region. The transcript has 8 exons.
UGUCCUCUUCCGACCUGGAGAAAAACAUUGAACGAUGUCACAGAAGAAGUCUUGGUUGGAUUUCACCAAUUGAGUUUGACUCGAACAGAUUUUUCACUUGCGCUGUUCGUGGCUGUGUAACAGAAAUUCAAACAUAAGCUAUAGCAAUAACAGCCGCAUACAAAAUGAAUCUCAUACUAAUGGUUCUAUUGACUUUUGUUGGUUGGACUUUGACCGCUAAACUUGAAACUCUGUACCAAUGGAAGUAUGUAGACUACGUCUGGGAGAAUGAUACGCAAAAGCAGGAGGCGAUCGAGAGCGGCGUGUACAACCACACGAAAAUUUAUACACUUGAUUUCCAGAGAAUCUCAGGGGAUCGAAUUCUGGUAACAACCCCAAAACACUUCAAUAACCCCGCGAGUUUGUCAACGAUCUCGAAUCAGACUGGUGACGGGGGUCCAUUGCUCGCGCCCUACCCCAGUUGGGAUUGGCACACGUCGACGGAUUGCAGCGGUAUUGUCUCUGCUGCCAGGCUUAUUAUGGACAAGUGCAAUAGGCUGUGGACCGUCGACUCUGGGAAAAUAGGAGACGUUGUGGUAUGCCCUGCUAAGAUAAUCGCAUUCAAUCCGGAAACCGACGAGGUCCUGGAGCAGAUCAUAAUUCCUGAUGAAGUAGCGCACAGUUCUGUGAACAUAAGUAAAGGACGACUUGCGAUACAAGCCGUGGAGACCUCCGGAGACUCGUGCAAUACUACUUGGGUGUAUAUCGGGGACCCGGUGGGAUAUGGUCUUGUUAUUUGGAACGGUUCGGCCAUAUGGCGGUUGGAGGACGACGAUGUUUACGCUCCAGAUCCAGCAGCAGAACUCUUCUCCAUAGGUGGCGAGAACAUAACUCUCAAAUUUGGUGUUUCCACCGUUGUAAUAUCGCCUCUUGGUUUUAUUGAGCAAGUUUACCUCUUUGUCAGACCCUUGGCUUCAAAAAAGUCAUAUGCCGUUUCACUCGACGACUUGCACAACUCCAAUACAGCUGGAAACACGAUAACAUAUUACAGAUCUAACUUUACAUUUCAUAGUCAGCUACUUGCCAGAGCUGCUUCCGACUCCGGAGUCGUAGUGGGCUUAUUCGGCACGCCGCCAGUCACGGCCUGCUGGAAUUUACAAUAUCCCUGGGAAUCAGAAUACGUGAGUACAAUAAUCGAAGAAGACGAUGCCAUACUAUUUAGCAGUACCGCCAAGAUUUCAAAUGGGAUUGAGAACAGCUUUGAGUACGAACAGUUCUGGCUAAUGACCAAUCAACUGCAAAAAUUCCUUCUGGGUACCAUGAACUUCGAAGAAGUCAAUUUCAGGAUUCUGGUUGCAACCGUGGCUGAUCUUGUCAAUGGCACAAUCUGUGAGCCUGAGCCACACACCAUUUCCACUAGCAUUGAAGACAAACUCUAUAUUGAACUCAAAAUUGUUACUGUCAGUUCUUCAGCGAUUUCUCUGUAAGAACGGCUCAAUUGGGUCGUACAGUUGAUGUGGGUUUUAUCUCUCGUGUAUCACUAUUUUAAGUAACGAUUAAUCACUACAAACAAAUUGGUCUCCGUUCUCUUCCGAGGAAGAUGCAAAUGUUCAUUGUUUACUCUGCAUGCAAUGGAGCUGAGUUAAGGUUACAAAAUACGUCUCUGAGUUGGUAUCUCGACAAACCACUUUCAAAAAUCCCUACAUCUUGGGACUUGAUGAAAGCGACAGUUUUCCACCACGGUGACAUCGGUAAAAUAAAGCGAUGUGUUUCUUACGGGAAACAUUGCCCGAUAAUAUGCCUCAUA